AUGGAUAACCAGGUUACUAGAUUCCAAAAUACGUUUUAUUUCUACAAACCUAACUUUAUAUCAUGCAAAGAUCUAUUACUGUUAAACCGCACAGAUGUGAAGGGUGAAUCACAUGAAGACUCCUCGGCAAUCGAUGGUGUCGCACAAACAGGUGUAUAUCGCAGUCCUAUCACUAUCGCAAGAUGCUUUGUUGAUUCCAUAAAUGAGUACUUUCAGCGGCUACAGGAAAAUAAACCACGAACCGUUCUUCUGUUUCAGUUUCUCAGAGCUGGUGCUAUCAUUGCUCGAGAAUUAUUGUGCUCCGAAACAGUUGUAGGUUCGUCAUAUAACAAAAGAUGCCCGCUCUCUACGAAAUGCCAGCUGUCUGCAAUGUGCAGUCGUCUGCUAUUUUGGUCAGGGAUCCCAUUGUAUUUGGCAAGUUCAGUUCUAAAAGACCCAAUUGGAAAUACCCAUCAACUAUUUUUUACAUUUGAAUUACUUUGUGGCAAACAUGUGAAGACGUUUGGACAUUUAACACCUUUAGUGGUGUUGCUUGUUCCGAUAUUGUAUAGAUACUACUUGAGACCUCUAGUUAUGCGGAGUGGAAGUCCCCAAGGUAUUUCCACUUUAACUGCUAUAGAAUCUGCUAGUAACGAUACAAUAAUUUGGCCACUUGUCGGAAAAUACUUCAAUGAGUAUAUUUUGAUGAGGAUACCUUAUUACAAACAUUUGAUCGAAGCAUGUACAAGUGAUCCAGAUGAGGGAAUAUGGUUUGGAAAUAUACUAGGGUGUCUUAUGUUGGUCUUCGCCAAAGAUAUUGGGCUUUGGUUAAUCAAAAGGAAGUAUAAAUUUUGA
This is a messenger RNA of Eremothecium cymbalariae DBVPG#7215, 834 nucleotides long. RefSeq lists its product as uncharacterized. The transcript has a single exon. Bases 1 to 834 code for a protein of 277 amino acids. NCBI's taxonomy places the organism in Eukaryota, Fungi, Ascomycota, Saccharomycetes, Saccharomycetales, Saccharomycetaceae. The record is from RefSeq and is a predicted model, not a curated record.